Messenger RNA from Drosophila miranda, 621 nucleotides. RefSeq names its product serine protease 1-like. The annotation marks the transcript as partial. The transcript has a single exon. The record is from RefSeq and is a predicted model, not a curated record. NCBI's taxonomy places the organism in Eukaryota, Metazoa, Arthropoda, Insecta, Diptera, Drosophilidae. Gene Ontology annotation, biological process: proteolysis. Gene Ontology annotation, molecular function: serine-type endopeptidase activity.
GCUUUUAAAAGUGGCAUAUCACAGAAGUCUGGAUACAAAAUGUCGUGGUGCUCAGGUAUCCAGUCGGUGACUGUCUAUCUGGGUGCCACCAUCCGUACCUCCGCUGAGGUCACCCACACCGUCGCCAGCUCCCAGAUCCUCAUCCACUCCGGCUGGAACAGCGCCAACCUGCGCAACGACAUCUCCCUGAUAAAGAUCCCCGUCACCUCGUACAGCACCAAGAUACAGCCAGUUCAGAUCCCAGCCAUCGCCAACUCCUACUCCACUUACGCCGGCUCCUCUGUAAUCGCCUCUGGCUGGGGUCUCACCUCCGAUUCGGCCACCGCUGUCACCAACAACCUGCAGUGGGCCAAGCUGACGGUCAUCACCAAUACCGUGUGCGCCAACACCUAUGGCACCCAAUAUGUAAUAGCAUCCAACAUCUGUGUGUCCACCCCCAACGGUGUGUCCACCUGCAACGGCGACUCCGGCGGCCCUCUGGUGCUCGAGUCCUCCAAGGUCCAGGUUGGUCUUACCUCCUUCGGCGCUGUCGCCGGCUGCCAGAAGGGCUACCCAGUGGCCUUCAGCCGUCUGACCAGCUACUUGGACUGGAUCAAGACCAACACUGGCAUCUCCUACUGA